Sciurus carolinensis (gray squirrel) is the source of this 2492-nucleotide messenger RNA. It is a transcript of the gene Gck, whose product is annotated as glucokinase. NCBI's taxonomy places the organism in Eukaryota, Metazoa, Chordata, Mammalia, Rodentia, Sciuridae. The record is from RefSeq and is a predicted model, not a curated record. The transcript is spliced from 10 exons. Gene Ontology annotation, molecular function: fructokinase activity; mannokinase activity; D-glucose binding. Gene Ontology annotation, cellular component: cytosol; mitochondrion. Gene Ontology annotation, biological process: intracellular glucose homeostasis; glycolytic process; glucose 6-phosphate metabolic process. Bases 151 to 1545 code for a protein of 464 amino acids.
UUGCCUGCCUUGGGCAACACUUGGCCAAGCAGCCCUCACUUGCAACAGGUGAUCUCAGAUGACAUAGCUGCAGCUUCGUCCCAGGUGUCAGCAAGCAGGAGCAUCUCCACCUCUCAAAAUAUCUCCUUCCCGUGCCCUUGGAGAGAUGCAAUGGAGUCCAUGAGGAACCAGGCCCAGACAGCCUUGACCCUGGUGGAGCAGAUCCUGGCAGAGUUCCAACUGCAGGAGGAAGACCUGAAGAAGGUGAUGAGACGGAUGCAGAAGGAGAUGGACCGGGGCCUGAGGCUGGAAACCCACGAAGAGGCCAGUGUGAAGAUGCUGCCCACCUACGUGCGUUCCACCCCAGAAGGCUCAGAAGUUGGAGACUUCCUCUCCCUGGACCUGGGCGGCACCAACUUCAGGGUGAUGCUGGUGAAGGUGGGGGAGGGUGAGGCAGGGCAGUGGAGUGUGAAGACCAAACAUCAGAUGUACUCCAUCCCCGAGGACGCCAUGACAGGCACUGCAGAGAUGCUCUUUGAUUAUAUCUCUGAGUGCAUCUCCGACUUCCUGGACAAGCAUCAAAUGAAGCACAAGAAACUACCCCUGGGCUUCACUUUCUCCUUCCCUGUGAGGCACGAAGACAUUGACAAGGGCAUCCUUCUCAACUGGACCAAGGGCUUCAAGGCCUCCGGAGCAGAAGGGAACAACAUUGUAGGGCUUCUGCGAGAUGCCAUCAAGAGGAGAGGGGACUUUGAGAUGGAUGUGGUGGCAAUGGUGAAUGACACUGUGGCCACAAUGAUCUCCUGCUACUAUGAAGACCGCCAGUGUGAGGUCGGCAUGAUUGUGGGUACAGGCUGCAAUGCCUGCUACAUGGAGGAGAUGCAGAACGUGGAGCUGGUAGAAGGGGAUGAGGGUCGCAUGUGUGUCAACACCGAGUGGGGUGCCUUCGGGGACUCAGGUGAACUGGACGAGUUCCUGCUGGAGUAUGACCGCAUGGUGGAUGAGAGCUCUGCGAACCCCGGUCAGCAGCUGUAUGAAAAACUCAUUGGUGGGAAGUACAUGGGUGAGUUGGUGCGGCUUGUGCUUCUCAAGCUAGUAGACGAGAACCUGCUGUUCCACGGGGAGGCCUCGGAGCAACUACGCACGCGCGGCGCUUUUGAGACGCGCUUCGUAUCGCAGGUGGAGAGCGACUCGGGUGACCGCAAGCAGAUCCACAACAUCCUGAGCACACUGGGGCUGCGGCCGUCGGCCACAGACUGCGACAUCGUGCGCCGCGCCUGCGAGAGUGUGUCCACGCGAGCAGCGCACAUGUGUUCAGCAGGGCUGGCGGGCGUUAUCAACCGCAUGCGCGAGAGCCGCAGCGAGGACGUGAUGAGAAUCACCGUGGGUGUGGAUGGCUCUGUGUACAAGUUACACCCCAGCUUCAAGGAGCGGUUCCACGCCAGUGUAAGAAGGCUGACGCCCAGCUGUGAGAUCACUUUCAUCCAGAGUGAAGAGGGUAGCGGCCGAGGGGCGGCCUUGGUUUCGGCAGUGGCCUGUAAGAAAGCCUGCAUGAUGGGCCAGUGAGAUCCAGUCUGCAAGGGCCGAACCUGGACUCCAUGGUGACUGCGCUCCCUGUAGUUGCUCCUAGCUCUCCAGGGCGGGAGGCUGCCUAUCCUGCUGCUAACUCUGGAAGAUGGGGAGAGGCCACUGGAGCCUAUGAGGCCCCUUGGCCUCUUCUCCAGAAGUCGGUGGGACAACCCCAGAGCCCUGGGGUAAGGGGCUGAGAGGAGCAGAAACAGAGACUCCAAAGCCCCUGGCCCUAACUUCUGAAAUCAGCUACUCAGAAGUAGUUGCUCACUCAGGACUUUGUUGCAUUUACACACUGCCUGCUUCUCAGAGCUGCCAGCCUGGCCUGGGCUUUGGGAAGGGAGUGCCCUUGGGAACCUGCUGUGGCCUGGCUUCCCUGGAAACUCACCCUGCAUAUGGGUGUGGGGGCAGCUGCAGCAGCUUGGCCAGACCAGACCUGGGCCCACAGGAGAGAGGGGGUUGCUGAUCAUCCAGACCUCACAGUUUUCUUGCAAUGUGACUCAAGAGGUUGAAGAGCCAUACAAGAAUGCCCAGCUGUGGGGAGGGGACUUCCCAGUCUGCAGGUGACCCCAAGAGGCCUUUUUCUUCACACACACACACUCACACACACACACACACACACACACACACACACACACCUCUGAAUGACUUGUGGUUCUGGGAUAGGCCCUUAUAGGAGCUGACAGAGACAGAACCCCCAAGCCCCUGCCCCAGGAGUCCCAUAAAAGGGAGGAGGCAUCAUCAGGAGUCCUCCAGCCUACUCCCAGAGGCAGGAUGGUGUCUUCAGCUCUCAGGGCACUGGUCCAGGAAGAAACCCCAGCAGCAUUCCAAGGAACCACCUCAGCCCUCUCUCUCAUCCUCAUCAGAUCUCCCAUGUGUCACAUCACCCUCUCCAUGCCCAACCUGGGACUGUGUGGAAUUUUUAAUUAAAAACUUUGAAAAGG